GCCAGCCGAGGGGGGGCGGAGGAAGAUUCCACAGCCCUGUGGCUCCACAUCCCUGCUCAGGCCAGCCGGGACUGGAGGCAGCAGCCCCUGCGGAGUUCGGAGCUCGCACCCUGGGGAUGAAGCCACAAAGCGCACCAUGGCAGCCGGCUUCUUCAUCAGCAAGACCCUGGGCAUCGUGAGCAUCAUCCUGGGCGUGAGCUCCGUGGCCACCAUCAUCGCCCUCUCCGUCGUGUACUCGCAGGAGAAGGAGAGAAAUGCAGCGUCCAGCGUGACUGCCACCCCGGCCAACGUGACCACCACCUCCCUGGCCACCACGGCCAGCCCUGCCAACCCCUGGAACAACUUCAGACUCCCCCAGUCCUUGAUCCCAGAGCACUACACUGUGACUCUGCAGCCCUUCCUGACCCGGGACGCCUCCAGCCUCUACAUCUUCAAAGGGAACAGCACCGUGCGCUUCUCCUGCCAGAAUGCCACCAACCUCAUCCUGAUCCACAGCAAGAAGCUCAACUACACGCUGCAGGGUGCCUUCCUCGUCUUGCUGCGGGGGGUGAAUGGCUCCAUCCCCCCGCCCAUCACAAAUACCUGGCUGGAGACCCAGACCCAGUAUCUGGUGGUGCAGCUCCAGGGGCAGCUGGAGAAAGGCAAGAGCUAUGAGCUAGUCAGCAGCUUCACGGGGGAGCUGGCCGAUGACCUGGCUGGCUUCUACCGCAGCGAGUAUGUGGAGGAUGGAGAGACCAGGGUCGUGGCCACCACGCAGAUGCAGGCACCCGACGCGCGGAAAGCCUUCCCCUGCUUCGACGAGCCCGCCAUGAAGGCCAGCUUCAAGGUCACGCUGAUCCACAGCCCCAACCACAGGGCGCUGUCCAACAUGCCUGUGGAGAGCUCCCGGCAGCAGACCAUCGAUGGCACCACUUGGAACAUCACUGAAUUCCAGACCACCCCCAAGAUGUCCACAUACCUGCUGGCCUUCAUCGUCAGCCAGUUCCAGGCAGUGGAGGUCAUGCAGGACAAAGUGCUGAUCCGGAUCUGGGGCCGGCCGAAGGCCAUCGCAGCGGGACAAGGGAACUAUGCACUCAGCGUGACUGGGCCCAUCCUCAAGUUCUUCGAAAGACAUUACAACACGUUGUACCCACUGCCCAAGUCUGACCAGGUUGGCCUUCCAGACUUCAAUGCAGGUGCCAUGGAGAACUGGGGACUGGUGACGUACCGGGAGAACUCGCUGCUGUAUGAUCCUCUCUUCUCUUCCAUCGGCAACAAGGAGAGGGUGGUGACAGUGAUCGCUCAUGAGCUUGCCCACCAGUGGUUCGGGAACCUGGUGACCCUGCGCUGGUGGAACGACCUGUGGCUGAACGAGGGCUUUGCCUCCUACGUGGAGUACCUGGGGGCGGACUCUGCUGAGCCUUCCUGGCACAUUAAAGACCUGAUCGUGCAGAGUGAGAUGUACCGCGUGAUGAAGGUCGACGCGCUGGCCUCCUCGCACCCGCUCUCCUUCCUGGAGAGCGAGAUCAACACGCCAGCGCAGAUCAGCGAGGUCUUCGACGCCAUCGCCUACAGCAAGGGGGCGUCGGUGCUGCGGAUGCUCUCGGAGUUCCUCACCGAGAACAGCUUCAAGAAGGGGCUGCAGUCCUACCUCCAUGCCUUCAGCUACGGAAACACGGUCUACGACGAUCUGUGGGAUCAUUUGCAAAAGGUGGUGGUUGAAGACAACAUUCAGCUCCCCACCACCAUAAAAGGCAUCAUGGAUCGCUGGACACUGCAGAUGGGCUUCCCCAUGGUGACUGUGGACACGAAAGUUGGCUCUAUUAGCCAAAGACACUUCUUACUGGAUACCGAAUCCACUGUCCAGCGGCCCUCAGCCUUCAACUACACCUGGAUAGUCCCUGUCACUUGGAUGAAGCAGCAGGAUAUGACAGAACGGACGUACUGGCUCACCAAGACCUCAGCCACCAACCCAUUUUUUGUGAUGACUGGUACCCUCAACUGGCUCCUGCUCAACAUCAACGUGACGGGGUAUUUCCGGGUGAACUACGACCAGGACAACUGGAACAAGCUGCUGAGCCAGCUGGUCACCAAUUACCAGGCCAUCCCAGUGAUAAACCGAGCCCAGCUCAUUGACGAUGCCUUUAACUUGGCCAGGGCUAAACACAUUAACAUCACGCUGGCUCUGAAUACCACCACCUACCUGAAGGAGGAGCGGGAGUACCUGCCCUGGAGCGCGGCCCUCGACAACCUGGGCUACUUCCGCCUGAUGUUUGAUCGCAGCGAGGUGUACGGCCCCAUGCAGAAAUACAUCCAGAAGCAGGUGAUCCCCUUGUUCCAGUACUUUGGAAACAUCACCUCCAACUGGACCAGACUCCCGGAUGGCUUGAUGGCGCAGUACAGCGAGAUCAACGCCAUCAGCACGGCCUGUUCCUAUGGGGUCCCUGAGUGCAGCCAGCUGGCCACUGCCUUCUUCAACCAGUGGAAGCAAAACUCCAGCAACAACCCGAUCCCCCCGAACCUGCGCUCCUCCAUCUACUGCAGUGCCGUACAGAUGGGCAGCAAUGCAGACUGGGACUUCGUCUGGCAGAUGUUUAAAAACGCCACCGUGGUGGCCGAAGCCGACAAGCUGCGCUCAGCCCUGGCCUGCAGCAAAGAGCCUUGGAUCUUGAGAAGGUAUUUGCAGUACACCCUGGAUCCCACCAAAAUCCGGAAGCAGGACGCCACCUCCACCAUCAACAGCAUCGCCAGUAACGUGGUGGGGCAGAGCCUGGCCUGGGACUUCAUCCGGGGCAACUGGAAGACCCUUUUCACCCAGUACGGCGGGGGCUCCUUCUCCUUCUCGGGCCUGAUCCAGGUGGUGACGCAGCGCUUUGCCUCUGAGUUCGAGCUGCAGCAGCUGGAGCAGUUCAAGGUGGACAAUGCUGACGUGGGCUUUGGCUCGGGCACGCGGGCGCUGGAGCAGGCGCUGGAGAAGACCAAAGCUAAUAUCAAAUGGGUGGCAGAGAACAAACAGACGGUGCUGACGUGGUUUGAGACGGCAAGCAGCUGAGUUGGUGAACUCAGUAACACCGAACCCUCCCACGUCUGCCUCCUCCCUCUGCUCGGGUGGGGGGGGCUGAGCCCCGGGCUCCUGAGCCCCACGCUCUGGGCAUGCAGCCUCCUGAACUCUCCUGUCACUGGGCCCAUGCUCUCUCCCCAGAGAGCCCCACACCCUCACCCCCACGCCCCAUUCGGCCUACACCCUCAGUGUGCUCUGCAUAGUCUGGGGCUCAGCCUGGCCGGGGUCCCACAAGAAUUUGCACACUGGCCCCACUGACAGGGCCUCACCACAGCCCUUGUUUCCGUGACUGUCCCAGGGAAGCCCAGGUGCCCGUGGGGUGGUCAUGGGCAGACAGGAGGGUGAGGGCAGCGGGGCUGCUGACUGGUGGCCCCCCAGCCCCGCCGUGGGCCAGGACAUGUGUGUGGUGUAUAGUCCUUGUCAGCCCCAGACAUUGUAAAUAAAGGCUUAAUGUUAAAAGGUAAA
Messenger RNA from Dermochelys coriacea (leatherback sea turtle), 3505 nucleotides. RefSeq names its product alanyl aminopeptidase, membrane (gene ANPEP). Lineage: Eukaryota; Metazoa; Chordata; Testudines; Dermochelyidae. Gene Ontology annotation, biological process: proteolysis; peptide catabolic process. Gene Ontology annotation, cellular component: cytoplasm. Gene Ontology annotation, molecular function: metalloaminopeptidase activity; zinc ion binding; peptide binding. The record is from RefSeq and is a predicted model, not a curated record. The coding region runs from base 137 to 3031 and encodes 964 amino acids. The transcript is spliced from 21 exons.